Molecule: messenger RNA, 6716 nt
Organism: Tachysurus vachellii
Lineage: Eukaryota; Metazoa; Chordata; Actinopteri; Siluriformes; Bagridae
Gene: mdc1
Product: mediator of DNA damage checkpoint 1
Exons: 12
Coding region: 146-5962 (1938 amino acids)
Biological process (GO): positive regulation of transcription initiation by RNA polymerase II
Cellular component (GO): nucleus
Molecular function (GO): protein binding
Source: RefSeq, a predicted model, not a curated record
AUGACGUUUUGAGUGACAUAUAUCAGAACCAAUCAUCGUUACGCAGCAACCAUUACAACCAAUGUGCACUCGUGUUUACUCUUAAGGCGUCACUUUCUGUUCAGGAAGUUUUUCCCCUGGCUGCUGCAACUGCUUGCAAGUCUGCAUGGACUCCACCCAGCAGAUCGAGGACUCUUUCUUCGGAGAGCAGGAUGACUCAGGUGAUGAACAUGACCUGGCAGAGGGAGAGAGUCAAAGAGAGCCACUGGCUGUACUGAAAGUUUUCAAAAACAACCACAUCCCAGAAACAGAGGUGCCUCUCUACCAGGGAGAGAACGUUUUAGGGAGAGACCCUUCAUCUUGUUCCGUGCCUCUCCAAGCUCGUUCUGUAUCCAGCCGCCAUGCCAUCAUCUCCAUCUCUGUGUUUGGUCCUAAUAACCGUCGUGGUCACGGUGAAGACGUAGAUGCCCUGCUGUGGGACCUGGGCAGUUUAAAUGGCACCAGGAAGGGACGGCUUAAACUGAGUCCACACGUACGCUACGCGCUGACUGAGGGAGACAGCGUGGUGCUCGCUGAUCUGCCCUGUCAGUACGUCAGCCUGAAGAACACUGAGAAAAACACGCACACAUCCGCCGGUGACAAAGCUACACGUACGUCGUCUUCUAGCAGUAGUGCCGAAGGAGGGGAUGUGAACAGAGUGGACAACGGCAGGAAGAAGACUGUUCUUCCUCCUGUGCCAGUUUGGAGCGAUGAAGCGAAAAGAAGCGAGCCGACCCUGGUGCCUGAGUCAGACUCGGACUCUGAUGGAGAGAAGCAUGGAAGAAGAGAGAGGAGGAGAAUUGUGGCCUCGGACUCGGCAUCUUCAGACAUUUCCAGCCCGACAUGUUCGGCAUUUCUGACCCCUGCAAACAAAAUCAUUCCAGAGAGUGAGGAUGAGAGUUCUAUUACUCCAUCCUCAGCAUUGACGGGUAGAUGUCAGAAGACAGGGAAUGAUACUGAAUUCUCUUCAGAUUCCUCUAAACCUGGUCCACUGCGCUUUAACAUGGACAGCGAUACAGAUGUUGAGGAUGAUGACAUGGAAAUGACGAAGGCUAAGCCAGCGAUCGAGGCUGCUGUCACGGCGGAAGCGGCCGCUGUAAAUCCUGCUGAUCUGCACGUGGACAGUGACACUGAUGUAGAGGAGGAAGACACGGAGAAGGUCAAGAGUGAUUCAGAAGCUUUAGGAAGAGAACCUGCAAAACAGGACCUGGUAGAUCCAGCUGCUCUGACCAUGGACAGUGAUACAGAUGUUGAGGAUGAUGACAUGGAAAUGACGAAGGCUAAGCCAGCGAUCGAGGCUGCUGUCACGGCGGAAGCGGCCGCUGUAAAUCCUGCUGAUCUGCACGUGGACAGUGACACUGAUGUAGAGGAGGAAGACACGGAGAAGGUCAAGAGUGAUUCAGAAGCUUUAGGAAGAGAACCUGCAAAACAGGACCUGGUAGAUCCAGCUGCUCUGACCAUGGACAGCGAUACAGAUGUGGCGGAGAACAAGACUGAUAUUGCUACAAUUUCUGGACCUGCAGCUGCCCUAGAAGAGAAGAAAGAAGCGUUGAGUUCUGAUCAGUUCCACUUGGAGAGUGAUACCGAUGAUGAGGAUGUUCCUCAUAUCCAAGACUCCAGACCUCCAAACUGCCAUGUAGCCGAAUUCAACAUGAACAGCGAUACCGAUGUGGAGGAAGACGAGGAGACGACAAAAGUGACUGACGGCAAGCAUCUGGUGAAACAAGACAACGAUUUUCCAGAUGCCAGAAUGUCACGUCACGAGUCAGACAGCGAUACGGAUGUGGAGGAUGAUGGCACUAAGAUCAGAACACCCACUGUAGCCAAAGAGACAGGAACCUCUCAGACUGCCGGUGAACGCAACACAGACACACAGCAUAGCAGUUCUGUUCGACUUCAGUCUCCUGCUGAAACUCUGCCAGAUGAGUUCAGGCUAAACAGCGACACGGACAUGGAGGAGGAUGAAGAUGAGAUGGAGGAGAAAGCGCAGAAGUGUGCAGAAGGAUCAUUACAGACUGUCCAGUCGUCUACACCAAGAGGAGCAGGCUUGUCUGAAGAGGAGAAGGAAACACAAGCAUCCCUUAGUCCAUCCCAACUGUUCAAACGGCCGGGUCUCCCCUUUCUCCUCCACCCUUCUGUCUCUCCUGGAGGUGUCAGUCACACAGAUGAUGACUUUGCUGUGGCAGAAACUCAGUCCUUCGUGUGUGAUGCCGCUCAAUCUGAUGGUACACUAGACGAGACACCACAGUCGCUGGAUGUCCCUGAACCUCAGCGCUCAGACGGAGCCUCAUCUUUCCAGCUGGACCUUUCAGAUAGCAGCCAUCAACCACAAGAGGCUGAAGAACUUGACCGGGAACCUGAAGAGGAGGACUGGCAACUACAGUCCACUCAGUUAUACGCAAUGAAAAAUUCAGAAGGCAGUACUAAAGCUGGGCAAACACAGCUGGAUCUGGAUGCCACGCAGGCCUACAUUGAGUCUUUAAGCCAAGAAGAGGAGGGAGACGAAGGAAAAGAUGAAGAAGAGGAUGAGACGCCGCUCCUCGCUGCACCGUGUCACUCCAGCAUCCACACUGCUGAGACACAGCUCAUCAAACAUGGAGCCCAGAAAGAAGAUUUCACUGGUCUUGAAUCUAAUGAGGAGGUUGGUGCUAGUGAACCAGAAAGAAAGGAAGAAGAGAUCCAAGCGGAUUCACAUCUCUCUACCGCAGACACGCUGCUGAUCAUCAGGAGCCCGAGGCAGGAGGAGAAGACGCAACCCUACACUUUCCUCACUGAGAAAUUUCAGAAUGAACGCGAGGAGACGGAGAGCAAGGAUCAAGAGGUACAAGAGAGAGACGAGGGACAGAAUGAAAUGGACAAAAGAAAUGAAAGAACGGAGAAUGGAGACACUAGAAACCAGGUAGAAGAUGUGAAGAAGGAAAGAGAUGAGAAUAAAAGAGGAGAAAAUGAUAAUGAAGUAGAUGAAGCACGGACGCAGCCUGCUGAGGAUGAUACCAUUAUUGAAACACUGCCCAUGUGCGAGGAAGAGGAAGAAGGAGGACAUGAAGAGUAUGAGGAUGAUCCCAGCUCUAGCAGAGGAACAUGGUCUGUUCAGGUUGAGUCAACACAGCGCAUUGAGACUGAGCAUCACACUCACGCUGCUAUCCCCAUUGCCGAAACACUGCCUAUGUGUGAGGAAGAAGAGGGACAGGAGGAAGAGGAGAUCGAACUUAAGAAUAGUACAAGACCUGGUAGAAGGAGACCAACGGAGGAGGCACCGAAACAGUCUGUUGAGUCUGAUAAAGUUACCAGUGCGACCGUUUCUGAGACGCUGCCGAUGUGUGAGGUAGAAGAAGGACGGGAGGAAGAGGAGAACGAACUUAAGAAUAGUAGAAGACCUGGUAGGAGGAGAAAAAAGCAGGAGGCACCGAAACAGUCUGCUGAGUCUGAUAAAGUUACCAGUGCGACCGUUUCUGAGACGCUGCCGAUGUGUGAGGAGGAUAACGAGGGAGAAGAGGAAGAGCAACCGAGUAAAGUCUUGUCUACCAGGAGAUCUAGCAUGAGGAGACAAAAUCCUAAGGCAAGUCACAGAAGGCCCAUAGAGGUUCAUGUCAGCAUUCCCGAAACCUUACCGAUGUGUGAGGAAGAAGAAGGACAGGAGGAAAAGCCACAAAGUGAAGUCAAGUCUGUUAGAAAAUCCCACAGAGGAAGGCAGACUUCUAAAUCCGAGGCCACACAAUCUCUGGAGGCCGACUCUACUGCUGAAGCUAUGAAACCACAAGGCGAGGAGGAAGAGCAAAAUAGUAGAAGGAGCCUGAGAGUAAAAGAACGAGGAAGAGCAGCAUCUGUAAAGGGUAAAGGCAGAGGAAGAGAUGCUGCAGGGAAAGACAGGGGAGGAAAGAGAGGGAAAGUAGAGAAAGAUGAAGAGAGUGAAGAAGACGUAGAUAAUGGGAACAAAGGAGGAGGUCGAAAGAAGCUGAAGCAGAACUCCAAAGAUGACGACAAGACCAGACUCGGUUUAGCGGAAACGGAAAAUGAAGAAAUGGAACGGUUAAAAAAGCAAGAGGAGGAAGAAGAAAUUAAGAGACUACAGAAGGAGAGGGAGGAGAGAGAGGAACAUGAAAAGAAGGAGCGAGAAAAUAAGGACAGAUUGGAGAGAGAGAGAAUAGACAGAGAAAAGAAGGAACAAGAACAGAAAGAACAGUUUGAAAGGGAGAUGAAAGAAAAAGAGGAAAAAGAAAGGUCUGCAAGGAAACAGCAGCUGGAAAAAGAAAGGAGAGAACAAGAAGAAAAAGACAGGUUAGAACAAGAGAGGAAGGAAAGAGAAAAUAAGGAAAAGGAAGAAAAUGAGAAACUUGAAAAGGAGACAAGGGAAAGACAAGAACUUGAGGACAAAAUUGAACGUGAAAGGAAAGAACAAGAAGAAAAAGAUGCACUAGCAAGAGAAAAAAGGGAGAGAGAAGAGAAAGAAAUGAAGGAAGAGGAGGAAAAUCAAGGGAGAAAAAUGAAACCGAAGGAGAAACCGAGUAAAGACAAUACUGAGGGUGAGGAAAAAGACAAGAGACAAGCACCUGGAAGACGGAAAGCAGAACUUAAAGGGAAAAAAAGCAGGAAAGAGGAGGAUCAAGAAUUAGAAGAAGGAACUAAAGAAAGACUGGAGAGCGAACAAGAACCAAGUGAACAACAAAAACAAGAAUGUGAAGAAAGCAGCAGUAAAAUGCAAGAGGACGAACAAGCUGGGAGCGACUCCAAACCCAGGCGAGGCCGACGCACUGCCAGGAAAUCUCUCGCUCCACCUGCUGGCAUGGAGGACGAAGGUGGUCCAGCUAAAAGAACUCGCUCGCGCUCCAACUCCUCCAACUCUGUGUGUUCGGAGCAGUCCUCUCAGGAUAGCAUGUGCGAAGGAAGAAGAAGUGGGAGAAGAAAAACUAGCACAGUGCCCUCUAGUGAGAAGAAGGACACAAAGCAAGCUGUUCACUCUCACUCUAACUUCAGGAGCUCGGACAGAUCCAGCAUCAGUGUGGCCCCUCAGGGCCGAGGCAGGGCAGCGAAGAGGAAGAGUGGGAAACCUGAAGAACAGGAGGAACAUAUGGAGGAGGAGGAGAGAAAACAGUCAGCAGCUGUGGGGAGAGGAAGAGGUGGGAAACGUUCUGGUGCAAAUGACAUUAAAGUAGAGGCAGCUUGUGAGGCAGAGAAAGAGGAGGAGUCUCUACCUGCUGAGGACAGGGUUACGAGCCAAAGCAGCAGCAGGGGGCGGAAAAGAGGCGCCGAUGUUUCUACAGCAGAAGCUCCUCCGCCGACCCCAAAAACCCCUCGCCGCUCUUUAACUGUGCCGACGCACAAGGUUCUGUUUACAGGAGUAGUGGAUGAGGACGGGAAGAAGGUGCUGGUGCGUCUAGGAGGAGGGCUGGCAAAAGGUGUGGCUGAUAUGACUCACCUAGUGACUGACAAAGUCCGUCGUACCGUGAAGUUCCUGUGCGCUGUAGCCCGAGGCGUCCCCAUCGUUACCCCUGACUGGCUAAGUAAGUCUGGUAAAGCAGGAAGCUUUCUCUCUCCUAAUGGAUUCUUAGUAAAAGAUGCAGAGCAAGAGAAGAAAUUUAACUUCAGUCUGCAGGAUGCACUGGGAGUAGCCAGCUCUCAGCCCUUAUUACAGGGCUAUGAAGUACAUGUAACACCCUCUGUGAAGCCUGAACCAGCUCAGAUGAAAGAAAUCAUUACCUGCUGUGGGGCACGUUUCCUUCCUAAAAUGCCCUCUGCUCAUAAGGCUCAGACAGUGGUGGUGGUGUCAUGUGAAGAGGACAGAGCUCUGUGUGAAAGAGCUCAGAGUUUGUCUUUUCCUGUGGUUAGUGCUGAGUUCCUACUGACUGGCAUUCUACAGCAAAAAGUGGACUUGCAAACACACAGACUUUCCGCAACACCCGCUGCUGCAGCACCCAAAACUAACGCCCGCACACGUGGGAAGUAGUCCAGUCCACUUCUGUGAGGAAUAACGUGCAACUAGAUUUCUUCAGAGUGCUUCAGGUCAUUAUUAAAAGCUGCUAUUAACCGAGAUGUCGAACAAUCUUUCAUACAUCUGUCAAGAACUGUCAAGUAUCAAGCUACACUCUUAGACAAAGCUAGUAUUUAACUGUACCUUUCCUUGUUGUUGGGUUGACAACUUUGAGGGUACACCUUUUGUUCAACUGAUAUGCAUCUUUUACCUGCAAAUGUGGAAAAAUGUACCUUUUUAAAUAUGAGUUAAUUACAUAAAUGACUGUAUUUAAUUUUUAGGAUGAAGCUUUAAAGAUACAUACAGUACAUUAUAUACAUCCCAGGUGGGCACACUGAUGUUGGACAACGUCAGCCAUUUUAUCAGGCUAAGUUGGGUGCCAGGGCUGAUGGCCACCGUUAAAGACCUCUUGCCGAUGUCUUGGUAGUUUUGGCUGGCGUGUUGUAUCAUGGUUGUGUGUCACUUUUAAAUCCAUGUUAUGAAAUGUAUGCCUUUGUUAACACUGGGGGAAUAUCAGCCGGGUUCGUCUGAAAACUGAUCCGUUAAUCAACGUUGCCAAUGUUAGACGAGAUUGGCCAUAACCCAAAUAAACUCUGGGCCCGACAUACGUUUUUUAUCACCCUUUUUCCAAUGAAGAGAGACAUUACAAAGAUUAUGAAAGAUUUUACACUUGAAGGCACCACCCCAGGCUGCAGCAUCCCAUGUGAAUAAACCUUUUGUCAACUAUGAA